AUGUCGACAAUCCCGUCGCGCCUGGCUCGCUCGGCCCAUGUAUCGAGGAGCCCUGCGGAGGCCCGCGAUCGCGUGCUGAAGCUCUACCGAGACUGGUACCGCGGAGCACCAGAGAUCGUCUCCCUGUACGCGCUCAACGUCUCGCCAGCGUACUUUCGCGCAUGCAUCCGCAGGAAGUUCGAGGAUAACCGUUACAUCACAGACACGCGCGUCAUCGACGUGCUCGUGCUCAAGGGGCGGCAGGAGUACCAGGAGACGAUGAACUGUUGGAAGCUGAAUGACCACAUUAUGGGUAUUUUGCUGCAGCCCAAGGGACGGCCGCCACGCACGUUCCUCCAGAAAUUCUAUGAAGGCAGGGACGAGGAUGCCGUGCUUCCAGCUGCAUCCGGGGUAUACUAG
Molecule: messenger RNA, 399 nt
Organism: Sparassis crispa
Lineage: Eukaryota; Fungi; Basidiomycota; Agaricomycetes; Polyporales; Sparassidaceae
Product: NADH-ubiquinone oxidoreductase 14.8 kDa subunit
Exons: 3
Coding region: 1-399 (132 amino acids)
Biological process (GO): response to oxidative stress
Source: RefSeq, a predicted model, not a curated record